GGAUUAAACAUGGCUAAAACAAUGCCAAUUUGAAUAGCCGUUUAAACCCUAAACCUUUUCAUAAACCCAGAAGAGAAAGAAUGAGGCAGAAAAACCAAUCUUAAACCCAAACCAUAACAAACACAAAAAAAGUACCAAUCGAAGAAGAAAAUGGUGAUACUAAUAGCUCGAACUCUCUCUACUUCCCAAAAGCUCAAACACUCCCUCUAUUCUCUCUCACAACUCUUUACCUUAGCCCAACAUCAACAAUCACUCCCAACCCCAAAACCCAAAACCCCACCACCUCCAUUUCUCUUCUUCAACUUCAAAUCUUUCUCUUCCUCAAUCCCAUCUCUGCCCUUCACCCGCGAUGGAAAUUACGAGGAACCCACUUCCCUCGUCUGCCCUGGUUGUGGGGUUCACAUGCAAAACUCAAACCCUAAGCACCCUGGCUUUUUCCUCAAGCCCUCGGAGAAGAAUCCCGAUUAUCACUCACAUACCCAUCUCGUUCACAUUGCUCAGGAAUCGGAAUUUCCAGGUUCCCUCAAAAGGGGUCUCGUGAUUCAGCCCGAAAGUGGCGAUGAGUCGGGUUUUGAUUCGGGGCGGAGGCCGGAGAGGCCGGUGGUUUGUGCGCGGUGCCAUUCGCUGAGGCAUUACGGGAAGGUGAAGGAUCCGACGGUGGAGAAUUUGCUGCCGGAUUUUGAUUUUGAUCACACGGUUGGGAGGCGGCUGGCUUCGACGGGCGGGACGCGGUCGGUGGUGUUGAUGGUGGUGGAUGCUACGGAUUUCGAUGGCUCGUUUCCGAGGAAAGUGGCGAGGCUGGUUUCGGAGACGAUAGAGGAGAAUUCGGGGGCGUGGAAGCAAGGGAAGUCGGGGAAUUUGCCGAGGAUGGUGAUGGUGGUGACUAAGAUUGAUUUGUUGCCAACUGAGUUGUCACCGACGAGGUUGGAGCAUUGGGUGAGGCAGAGAGCUAGGGAGGGUGGGGCAGCGAGUAAGAUGACUAGUGUGCAUAUGGUGAGUGCAGUGAGGGACUGGGGGCUCAAGAAUUUGGUGGAAGAUGUGGUGAAAUUGGCUGGGCCGAGAGGGAAUGUGUGGGCAAUAGGGGCACAGAAUGCUGGUAAGAGUACGCUGUUAAAUUCGAUUGGGAAGCAUGUAGGAGAAGGAGGAGGGAAGAUUACACAUUUGACGGAGGCACCGGUGCCAGGGACGACAUUGGGGAUCAUUAGAGUGGAGGGAAUUUUGCCGGGGCAGGGGAAGCUGUUUGACACGCCUGGGCUUUUGCAUCCUCAUCAGAUCACCACGAGGUUGACGAGGGAAGAGCAAAAGCUUGUGCAUAUUAGCAAGGAGUUGAGACCGCGAACUUAUAGGAUCAAGGCUGGUCAUACAGUUCAUAUUUCUGGCCUUAUGAGGCUGGAUAUAGAAGAAUCAUCCGUAGAUUCUAUCUACAUCACAGUGUGGGCAUCUCCUUAUCUCCCAUUACACAUGGGAAAAACAGAAAACGCACAGAUAAUGCAAGAGGAACAUUUUGGCCUUCAGUUGCAGCCACCAAUUGGGGAGAAACGAGUUGAAGAGCUUGGGAAAUGGGUGAGAAGGGAAUUCCGUGUAUGUGGCAAUAGCUGGGAUUCAAGUUCAGUGGAUAUUGCUGCUUCAGGUCUGGGUUGGUUUGCUGUAGGACUUAAAGGAGAGGCAGUCUUAGGUGUUUGGACCUAUGAAGGAGUUGAUGUUGUGCUUCGCAAUUCUUUAAUACCUUAUAGAUCACAUACUUUUGAAGUUGCAGGGUUUACAGUCUCAAAAAUCGUCUCCAAGGCUGACCAAGCUUUAAAUAAGCCUCGCCAAAAUGAAAAGAAGAGGAAACAGAGUGAUCCAAAAGUAUCUGUACCAGCUGAAUCACCGAUAUUAACAGUUGGUACAGACUCAAAUUCUUGUUGAGUCAGGCAGUAUCAUUAGAAGAAAAACAAUGUGUGAAAUUAACACAAAGAUUGUGUUAACAAGAAUGGAUGAGGAAGACAGAGGAAGCAAAAAGCUAGCAACAUUGCCAAGCGACAGAUGGAAUGAUUGACACUCAUUGACAAGAAGUGUGCAGGAGGAUUUAUAUCUGGCCAUCUUUUAUUUUCGAUCAAUAUUGCGUGGAAUAUCUAAAUCUUAAUGAGAAUAUUGCUGUUCUGCUGGACUCAGAGCCAAAAGAAAACAGAAGAUGCUAUGGGCAGGAUUCUUCUUUAGACAAAAAGGCUGUCUCUUCUUUCUUAAAAGCAUAUGAUCCAGCUUAAUUUUAUCGGUGGAAGACAAAAAGCUCUGCCCAAGUCAUAUUCCACCCAAAAGUCUAAUACUGCCCUAGGCCAUGGAAAUUACUGUUAGCUUACAGUUGCCUGUGAUUUGAAAAUGAUCACUGAGAAACUCCAAACAAUGUGUAUUGAGUGUCAAAGCUAUUGUAACAGAGUUUUAUUUGUUGUCAUAA
Quercus lobata is the source of this 2434-nucleotide messenger RNA. RefSeq names its product P-loop containing nucleoside triphosphate hydrolases superfamily protein. Gene Ontology annotation, cellular component: mitochondrion. Lineage: Eukaryota; Viridiplantae; Streptophyta; Magnoliopsida; Fagales; Fagaceae. The record is from RefSeq and is a predicted model, not a curated record. Gene Ontology annotation, molecular function: GTP binding. The transcript has 3 exons. The coding region runs from base 151 to 1908 and encodes 585 amino acids.